AAGUCACUUCUUCAGAGAAUAAAUAACCAAAUUAAAAUUAAUCCUAGUUUAAAUAGUACAAUGGAACAAUAAGAAUAUGUGAUCAAUCAAAAAUGGGUCUGAAUAAGUAGAUGUCAUGUCAUUUCUGUCAAGGUGAUUCAUAAGUGAUAUGUAUGUAAAUUUGUGUGUAUGUAUGUGUGUACUGUUUAAGGAUGAAAAAUUGUGUGACAUUUAUGAUGAGAAAACAUCAGCAAUAAAAUCUAAUUCGAAUGAUCUAAGAAGAAUUGUUCAUAAUCUCUUGGACAGAAGCUUAACCAGUCAUGAAAUCACUCUACUGGAGAAAGGAUUAAAUUUCACUUUACAUAAAAAACCACUUAGUACUAUUGAAAUUGCCCUAAUUAUAGAACCAAGAAUCGCACAAUUACCGGAAAAAGAGUCGCGUUUAUUACGUCGAAAACAUAUUACACCAAACAUUUCAAAAGAAGAAUUUAAGGUUCUGCAUUCGCUUCAAAAAGACAAAACGAUUAUCAUCACAAAAGUCAACAAAGGCACUACAAUAGUAGUCAUCAAUAAAGCUAUUGAACAUCUCUCAACAGGACCGUAUGAAAAGAUCAAUCCGAAAAAAUUCUCUAACGAUUAAAAAUCAAGUCAAAUCAGAAACAAGUCAACUUUUGAAAGAGCUAAAACCAGUCAUUGGUGUCUCGCUUUGGUUUGCUCUGCAUCCCAAAUCAUGUAAUGUUUCAUGGUUUACCGAAAAUUCAUAAACCAGUUAUCCCUCUAAGACCGAUAUUAGACUUUACCAACACACCAACAUAUGCGUUGUCGAAAUAUCUAAGCAAAAUAUUGAAACCACUACAGCUUAACUUACAUACUAUGAUUUAAGACACAUAUUACUUAAAAUUAUCGGAAUUAAUUAUCGAGAAGAAUGAGAUCAUGGCAAGCCUUGAUAUCGUUUCUUUAUACACCAGUAUUCCCAUUGAUAAAUGCUUAGAAU
Schistosoma mattheei is the source of this 973-nucleotide messenger RNA. The record is from the annotation of a GenBank genome assembly. NCBI's taxonomy places the organism in Eukaryota, Metazoa, Platyhelminthes, Trematoda, Strigeidida, Schistosomatidae.